Molecule: messenger RNA, 3151 nt
Organism: Papaver somniferum (opium poppy)
Lineage: Eukaryota; Viridiplantae; Streptophyta; Magnoliopsida; Ranunculales; Papaveraceae
Product: protein MICRORCHIDIA 7-like
Exons: 1
Coding region: 264-2771 (835 amino acids)
Cellular component (GO): nucleus
Molecular function (GO): ATP hydrolysis activity
Source: RefSeq, a predicted model, not a curated record
UCCAUCACACUUAGGGUUUCUUACACUCAUCAAUGGAGUCCUUUAGGACACAAACCUCAUAGAGCCACUAAAAUUGAAAUUGCCGGAAUCAGAUUGAAAAUAGAAAGAAGCCUAUAAAAAUAGAAACUGUAAAUUCCAAUUAGCAAGUUUGGGUAGUCUAUUUAAGCCGCCGUCUGGGGUGUGGUUUGUUCUCAGCUCAUCUGUACUCAUUCAAACAGCGCGAUUCCUUGCAGAAAUUUUCAUCGCAAAGAUCCUUGAACGCAAUGGAAAAUCCAUCAGGUGUGAGUUCUGAUUCUUCUUGGUUAAUUCAUAAAAGAGACAGGGCUAAUGAAGAAAAAGAAGAAACUACAUCUGGAAACAAGAAGACUAAAUUUGUACUGCCCACUGGUUUUCUUGAACCACUUAAUAUAUUGGAGGAGGAGGAUGAAAUCUUAGCACCUAUACCAUUAUCUUCAUGGAAGCCUGAUGAUUCCAAUACCAAGUUAUCAGUUCCAUAUUGUAAGCAAUUUUGGAAGGCAGGGGAUUAUGAUGAAGUUGGUACUUUACCGGGACGUGGAGGGGAUACGACGCUAAUUGAUGGUAUGGAUCAUGUGAGGGUGCAUCCAAGGUUUCUGCAUUCUAAUGCAACCAGUCAUAAGUGGGUUCUUGGAGCUGUUGCGGAGCUGCUUGACAAUUCUCUAGAUGAGGCCAUCAAUGGAGGUACAUACUGUCAUAUAAAUAUGCUUUUAAAUAAGAAAGAUGGUUCUAGGAUGUUGCUAGUGGAAGAUAAUGGUGGUGGUAUGUCUCCUGGAACAAUGCGGCACUGUAUGUCUCUUGGGUUUUCUGGGAAAAGUAAAUUAGCUAACACGAUUGGUCAGUAUGGGAAUGGUUUUAAGACUAGUACAAUGAGGAUUGGAGCUGAUGUCAUUGUGUUUUCGCGAUGUCCUGGAAAAGAUGGAGGAAGGGCUACGCAGAGCAUUGGACUACUUUCGUACACGUUCUUGACGAGCACUGGCAAGGAGGACAUUGUAGUUCCCAUUCUUGAUUAUGAGAAAAAUGGCAAAGAUUGGAGCAACAUUGUACCAGCAUCAUCAUCUUCAAUUGAUUGGAAUAAGAAUGUACAAACAAUUGCGCAGUGGUCUCCUUAUGCAAGUGAAGCUGAGCUUUUAGAGCAGUUCAAUUUUAUUAAAAGUCAAGGUACUCGAAUAAUCAUAUACAAUCUUUGGGAAGAUGAGGAAGGAGCUCUAGAGCUUGAUUUUAACUCUGACAUUCAUGACAUCCAAAUUCGAGGUGCCAACCGUGAUGAAACGAAGAUACAAAUGGCGAAGGAUUAUCCAAAGUCUAAGCAAUUCUUGACUUAUACACAUUCAUUAAGGAGUUAUGCUUCCAUUCUGUAUCUUAAGCCUCCACUAGGCUUUCGGAUCGUUUUGCGUGGUCAAGAUGUUGUGCACCAUAACAUUGUGAACAAUAUGUUUAAGGUAGAAGAUAUCAAAUACAAACCAACUGGUCUUGAUAGUGCGGUGAAUGCAGAUGCAGAUGCAGAUACGGGCAUGGUAGGAAAAAUGGGGUUCCAUAUGGAUGCAAAAGCGCACCUUGACAUCCAAGGUUUUAGUGUGUAUCACAGGAACAGACUAAUUAAGCCAUUCUGGAGGGUUUGGAACAGUCCUUCAAGUGGGGGUCGUGGGGUUAUAGGUGUGGUGGAGGCUAACUUUAUCAAACCAGCACAUGAUAAACAAGAUUUUGAGAAAACAAUUAUGCUUUCAAGACUUGAGUGGAAAUUAGCACAUGAACAAAAACAAUUUUGGAAUAAAUUCAAAGGUGUUAUUGGUUAUGUUGACUCGAAACAGAAGAAUUAUGUUGAAACUCGACGUUACUUUUCGAGAUCCAACUCCGCAGCCCAAGGGAUUCAAAUCCCAGUUAUGGAGAAGUGUGACUCACUCUCAAUUCAUUCAGAGAGUGCUCGAAGAGAGACACUAAGAUCUGCUCAAAGAGGGGAAGGCAAGCAGAUGAAUGGAUGUAAGAAUCAUGAGGGUACAGGAAUUAGUGUCGAGAAUGGAAAAGAACCAGGCGUGACUGUCAAUGUCAAGGAGAAGCCAGUUGAUCAAGAUUUAGCUUCAGCAAGAAAUGAACAAGUAGCUGUUUCAGGUACGACUUCUGGCAAUAAUUUGAUAACUGAGAAUCUCGAAUUGAAUAACAGAAGAAAGCAUACGAAUGAAAUGUUAUCGAGUGACUUGACGAGUAAACAAGAUAGAGGUAGAGUGCUUGAAGUUCAAACAAAGAAAGCUCCCCAGACAGAUGCAGCUCUUCUACAUGUUUUGCCAGUAGAGAAUCGUGAAAUAAAAUCCAGAGGUGAUCUGACAAGUAAACAAGAUAGAGCUAGAGAGCUUGAAGUUCAAACAAACGAAGCUCCCCAGAAAGAUGCAGCUCUUCUACAUGAGUUGCAAGUAGAGAAUCGUGAAUUAAAAGCCAGAAUAAAAGAACUCAAGGAAAAGCACCUGCAAGACUUAAAAGUCCAAAGAGAGAAACUCGAAGAAAAACACCUGCACAACUCAGAGUUACAGAAAGAGAAAUGUCGAUCCUUGGAAGCUGAACUGAAAGAAACAAAGGAUAACUUUGAGGUAUUGGUCCAGGAGCAAGAUAAAAUUAUCGAGAUAUUUUCAGAGGAAAGGACUCGCCGAGAUGCUGUAGAAGAAAAGUUGGCGAACAAAUUGAAGGCUGCAUCCACUACUAUUAAAGAGCUGCAAGAUAAGGUGUUCAAUUUAAAGAAGAAGAAAUCUCAGCCCAUCAGAUAAACAGAAAAUCACUCAACCCCUCUCUUCAAUUAAACACCUGGAAACACAUCAUUUUGAAGGUUUAUAUGCCUUUACAUACUACUCCCCAGAAUUUCAUAUUUUGGUAGUACCUCCAUUAAUGGGGCUUGUCAGUCUUUCUUAGUCUGUCACUCUGUUAAUAUUUUGUUACAGUCUUCACUUGAUGAAUGACAUCUAAACUUAUGCCCAUCUAGUAUUUAGUGUCACAUCCUCUUGUUCAGCUGUAAUUUCAUAUUUUGUUGGUACCUCCAUUAAUGGGUUUUGUCAGUCUUUCUUAGGCUGUCACUCUGUUAAUAUUUUGUUACAGUCUUCACUUGAUGAAUGACAUCUAAACUUAUAUGCCCAUUUAGUAUUUACUGUCA